GUGGUACCUGGAUACGCUGUGGCACGGCAUGUACAGCUCCUCAGGGGGACUCCGGAGGCAGCCCUGGGUGGCGUACAGCACCAAGGAAGAGAACGCUGCAAGAUCUGUUGGGCGGUACCCGAUACCCAAUAAGAAGGACAUGCCGUAUGACAUUGUGGAGCUCAUGGAGGAAGUAGAAAUGAAGACUGGAUUUCUGCCCAAUGUGUUCAAAGCCAUGUCUCACCGACCUGCUGAAUUCAGAGUUUUUUUUGCUUAUUACAACACCAUUAUGAACAAAGACACAGGGCGACUCAGCAAGGCAGACAAAGAGCUCAUAAUUGUGGCUACAAGUGUUGUGAAUAGAUGUCCCUACUGUGUGGUUGCACAUGGAGCACUUCAUCGGAUAUAUUCCAAGCAGCCAGCGCUGGCUGACCAGGUCAUUGUGAACUGGAAACUGGCUGACCUGAGUGACCGGGACCUGGCAAUGCUGGAGUUUGCUCUUGCAGUUUGUCGAGCUGAUAACAUCACUGAAGAGCAUUUCCAGAAGCUGGAGAAGCAUGGUUUUGACCGUGAAGAUGCCUGGGACAUAGGCAUGAUUUCUGCUUUUUUUGCUAUGUCUAAUCGCAUAGCCCAUUAUAUUGACCUGCGCCCAAACAAGGAAUUCUAUACCAUGGGCAGGAUGCCCCAUGGAGAGAAGGAGGAAGCUGAGCAUGCCUGA
Molecule: messenger RNA, 697 nt
Organism: Fulmarus glacialis (Northern fulmar)
Lineage: Eukaryota; Metazoa; Chordata; Aves; Procellariiformes; Procellariidae
Exons: 5
Molecular function (GO): peroxiredoxin activity
Source: RefSeq, a predicted model, not a curated record